AUGUUCUCCGUCAGCGAUAUUUAUACCCGACUGAAGCUAUUCAAGCAAUCUCUGGGCCCUGAAUAUGGUAGAUUGUAUUUUGUUAAGGCUGAUGUCAAGGCUGCUUUUGAUACCAUCCCACAAGAGGCAGUUGUCAGUCUGAUGAAGUCCGUGCCAACUCAGUCGAAAUAUACGAUCAUGAAACACGCAGAAGUGAAGCCUGGGGAACGAGCAGCGGUAGCUGACGACAAGUCUUCGUCCAAAGCUAUUCGUCGAUGGCAUGCAACAGCCUUGAGCGAGAAGGAAAACCCAGAUUUCAUCACACGGCUCGAGCAAAACCUGGCUCUCAACAAGAAAAACACUGUCUUUGUGGGCAGCGCUUUACGCAAUACUCAAAACAUUGGAGAAUUGAUGCAUCUUCUCAGGCAACAUGUCGAGCAUAAUCUUGUCAAGAUUGGAAAGAAAUACUACAGACAGAAAAUCGGAAUUCCUCAAGGCUCUGUGCUAUCUUCAUUCUUAUGCAAUUAUUUCUAUGCUGACCUUGAAGUUAAACAUCUGGACUUCCUUCGUUCGCCAGACUGCCUACUCUUACGCCUCAUUGACGAUUUUCUUCUGAUCACCCAAGACCAGGAAAAGGCGAUCAAAUUUGUCAAUGCUAUGCAUGUGGGGUUUCCUGAGUAUGGCGUUGCGGUCAACCCGACCAAGACCAUGGUCAACUUUGACAUGCUGUAUGAUGGUGAGCUCGUGCAGAAGUCUAAUCAUGAGAAAGGCUUCCCCUACUGCGGAACCAUUAUAAAUUGCAAGACACUUGAUAUCACCAAGGACAGAGACAGGGAUGCAAAUAUUGACGCUUUCAAGAUUCAAUCUCAUCUGAUGUUUUAUGACACGUCCCAUAAUGCAAACCGAACCGUUCUCAACUCGCUUCGAAACACUUUUGUUGAGACUGCGAGUAAAAUGUACGCUUACCUGCGUUGCCUCGGAAAGACACAGCAACCGAGCAGUGAAAUGAUACUCCGUAGGUUGCUCAAACUCAUCAUGCGGCUCCUUUGA
Fusarium musae is the source of this 1029-nucleotide messenger RNA. RefSeq lists its product as uncharacterized. The transcript has 2 exons. Gene Ontology annotation, cellular component: telomerase catalytic core complex. Lineage: Eukaryota; Fungi; Ascomycota; Sordariomycetes; Hypocreales; Nectriaceae. The record is from RefSeq and is a predicted model, not a curated record. The coding region runs from base 1 to 1029 and encodes 342 amino acids. Gene Ontology annotation, biological process: telomere maintenance via telomerase. Gene Ontology annotation, molecular function: telomerase RNA binding; telomeric repeat DNA binding.